This is a messenger RNA of Pelmatolapia mariae (spotted tilapia), 2102 nucleotides long. Its product is annotated as leucine-rich repeat-containing protein 49-like. The record is from RefSeq and is a predicted model, not a curated record. Gene Ontology annotation, molecular function: protein binding. The transcript is spliced from 11 exons. NCBI's taxonomy places the organism in Eukaryota, Metazoa, Chordata, Actinopteri, Cichliformes, Cichlidae. The coding region runs from base 16 to 1518 and encodes 500 amino acids.
GCAUGCGCAGGGUGGAUGGGGAUGCUGCAUGCUGGAGCUGAGAGCUGCAAGACUGAGGUGGACCGCCUGCCCUUGUUGCAGCGCCUCUUUCUCAGCUGCAACAACAUCACCAGUUUUGACCAGCUAGCCUGCCUUGGAGAGUCGUGCUCCCUUUCUGAGCUCACGCUGGAUGGGAAUCCUGUAGCCCUGGAGACAUGGUACAAGCAGGCCGUCCUGCGCUGUGUGCUUCAUCUCAGACAGCUGGACAUGAAGCGCAUCACAGACGAGGAUCGGCGCAUGGCAGGUGUACAGGCUCGAAAAGAGGAGGAAAAGAAGAAGGAGAGUCACAAGCAGACCAUUCAUAAGGAGAAGCGGCGUCUAGCAAUCCGUAAUGCUGCACAGCAGUGGGAGGGUGUCAGGGCCUGCCUGGAGCUCCCAUCCACAAAUGGCGCUAAAGAAGAAGUCAGUCCAGAGAACAGCCCGGCUCACAGCCCCGCCCAGACCAAUGGCCUUACACAGGAACCUUCCCCUGAUGAACCGAGGCGGGUAAGCCCAGGUUCAGGACCAGAGCGGCCAUCUGGGGGAACAGAAAUCAGACUCCAGACCAACAGCCGUCCAAACAGCCCACGAGACUCCAAGCUUGUGGAGGCAGGGAGUGGCAGUGUUCAAAGCUUGUCCUUGUCUGACAGUCACCUGGCAGAGCUGGAUGGAGACACCCUGCGUUUAUUUGGACUUGGAGCCCUGGAGGCCCUGGAGAGGGGCUGGGGUGUUCAGACUGCUGGUGCUGUCACUGUAAUAACCUUCCGCUACAUCAACUUUGAUGCCAUAGUACCAACACUGCCACGAAUAAGAGUCAAGUUCCCAAAUCUGUCGCAUAUGAUCUUCCUGGAAACCAACAUCAGCCGUCUGCCGCAGCUGGCAGCCCUGGCUCAGGUGAGGCGCCUAGACCAGCUGACCAUACACCCAGAUGGCAACCCAGUGGUCAGUUUGACUCUUUGGCGCUCCUUUGUCAUCUAUCGUCUUCACCACUUCAACCUGCAGAGGAUCAAUGGCCAGGAGGUGACCAUGAACGAUGUUAUCGCUGCAGAACGUGUAUUUGGAACACUGGGCCAUAUAGCAGCCACCGAAACUCCACGUUGCCGUCUCCUUCUGCUGCUUGAGGAGUCCAGGAAGCGGCAGCUGCAGUUCCUGUUGGAGGGGCGUGGCCGGCGGGCAGGACUCAGUCCAGAGGAGCUGCGUGAUAAUGGGAAACUCCUGGGAGAAGGCCUGAGCAGAGCGUUGUUUAACUAUCCAAGCAGAGACUGCAGUGCAGAGAGCCCUGAGGAGGGCAGUGUGGAGUCGUCAGAGCGUGCUACUAUGGUAGAGCAGUACCUACAGGAGUUGGUCCAAAGUGCAUCAGACACCAACCUGAAGGGCGAGGCUUUACACAAGCUCUGGCCUUCCAUGUUUGCAGAGAUGGUGAGAGACUGUGUCUUGGAGAUGAGGGACCGAGCGGCCUUCCGCCAAGCCAGCCUGGCAAAGCUCUCUGAGACCAAGUGAAAAGGACCAAAGGUUCACUGUUAGGCAACAUACAUGCACACGUGGACAGAGCUUUCUUGGGCAUCUUCGUCCUUUAAUUUCAAAAUGGAUAACACAUAAUCACUUUAUCAGUUUUAAUGCAUUUGGAAACACAAGGGUGUAUUUCCUUAGUCUGUUGGAAGCUUCUGCUUGAAAUGUACGUAGACUAUUUUAUAGAUGUCUGAAGAAAUUGUCUGAAUGUAGAUUUUUCACUAAAAACCCACAGUUUUAUUCUUCAGAGCUUGAAGGUAAAUAAUACUUGAAGAAUGUUAAAGAGACUUAGUGACUCAAUGUGCAUUGUUGCCCCUAGGGAGCAUUGUCUGCACUUUAAACGCCAUCUGAAUGACCCCUCUACACCAUUAAUAUCAUCAGCUGAAAAUGACCAGUGUCUCUUUUCUUGAGACUAGAAUGAUUUUUCUGUCUUAAAGCCUGUCUCAUCCAUUGCUCUCUCAUUUCUUCCUGCGGGACAUAAAUGCAAGGGCACAAACAAGGACAAGGUCUUUUCUUUGUUUACCACUGAUUUUCUGUAUUGUACUUAGUAUUAAACAAUUCUGCAUUAACACUGA